This is a messenger RNA of Blepharisma stoltei, 258 nucleotides long. The record is from the annotation of a GenBank genome assembly. Lineage: Eukaryota; Ciliophora; Heterotrichea; Heterotrichida; Blepharismidae.
AUGGAUAUUGAACUCUUGGAAGACUUAGGCUUUGGAGAAGACGAAGCACGAGAAGCACUGAAGCUAACUCAAGGAGACUUUGAGCAAGCUUUUGAGCUUUUGUCCGUAAAAGGUGCACAAGGAGAAGAAAAUAUUGAUGAAAAUUGGGAGCAAGAAUUGCUAUUAAGAAUUGGAAGACUGCAAGGAGAAGUGCUAGGGAAUGAUGAGAUUAUUACAAUUAAGCCAGAAGAGAUACCAAAGGAAUGAAUGCUGAGCUAG